AUGGUAAAGUUAAGUUAUGUUUUCCAGGCAGUGAACCUUCGCAGCAAUCUGCAGACCGUCACUGUAUUGGAUAGUCUUCGGCAUUCGCGUCCACAUGGUGAGCGGUUGUAUGCACCCUGUGGCUACGAACAGAAGCGGUUGCUGGAUAUCAAGAAGUUGGUAGAGAGCAGGGAGCCGAAACUGUUCGACUCUCGCAUCCCUGUGGGAAAUGAUCCGACCAAUGUCCAAAGGGACCAUAGCAUUGGAUGGUUAUGCGUUCUUUCUUUGUGGCUUCUUCUGGCUCCUUAUCAUAUACACAGCAGGGAGCGGUGUAGAGAAGGUCCUUCGUCGAUCGUGAUGGCAGUUAACUUUGCUAGCAAGACAUUCCGAGAAAAUGCUACAUUCGACGAAGCAGAACGACGAUGCGUUUUACAAGGCGGACAUUUGGCAUCGAUCCACAGUGAAGCAGAAAACGACUUAAUUUUUGGAAUAGCAACGAAUGAACGCAAGAAGAAUGACUGGCGUGAUUUCACAUGGAUUGGCCUACAACAAAAGGACUUUCCAAUGAGCAGAGAGUGGACGUGGACUGAUGGAAGUUUAGUGAAUUACAUGAAAUGGUCCACCCACCAACCGGAUGAUCGCAAUGGUCGCCAACGAUGUGCCCAGGUCUGCUACAACUAUGCUUUGCACACGACGAAGCUGCUGGGAGCUAUUUUCCCUGCAAGAGGUCAAAUAUUGAUGGCACAUCACAGUUGUACCAUUCCAGAUGAUUACCGACGUAUCGGACCUAGUCGACGCCAAGGAAACCCACUGGAACGAUAUUUCGUGUGA
Molecule: messenger RNA, 810 nt
Organism: Cooperia oncophora
Lineage: Eukaryota; Metazoa; Nematoda; Chromadorea; Rhabditida; Trichostrongylidae
Source: the annotation of a GenBank genome assembly